CUUGGUCUGGAGACAGGAGGCAGGGCUGGAAAUAGCACGGAGGCAGGGCAGGGGACGUGCGGAGCGGAGCCAGCCAAGCCAUCCAUUUACUGUCUCUGGGAGCAUGUGGAAGAGAUUUUCCCCUGCCAGGUCUCCACCACAAGCAUCACCAUUAGAGUGCAGGGUGGAGACUGGGAAAACAUGAACGUGGUUGUAUGAAGAGAAGUUUCAGAGACAUUGUCAGAGGAGGAGUGUGGGGCCGAUAGAGCUCAGUUCUGCAUGCAAAGCUGCGGGACACAACAGGCAAUUCCAGCCACAUCAUAUGAGAGCUGAAAACGCUGGCCUUUCAUUAUCACCGCAGAGGAGAGUAACCUACAGUGCCUUACAGGAGAGAGUCUUGGCAGGAAGUCAGUCAUUUGUGGGAAGUUGUGAGUACUCAUGGCAUCGUCAGACCACCAAGGAAACAAGGACCCCACAGACACCUCCCGACCAGAUGGAACGCCGUCCCCUGGUACAUCUUGCCCCGUCCACAGCCACGCUGCUGAAGAAGCAAAGCAGAAUGGCUUGAGGAAAGCCCUGGUCAGACAUCGAGACUACGUCAAAAUCUCAGUGCCUGAAGGAAAGGGCAACCGUUUGCCCUCAGAAUGGUGGAAGACGUUCAUCUCUUUGUUUUAUGCUGUUUUGAACCUGGUUUUGACCACGGUUAUGAUCACAGUGGUUCAUGAGAGAGUACCACCCAAGGAGAGCAGCCCACCUCUGCCGGAUAAGUUCUUUGACUAUAUAGACCGCGUGCAGUGGGCAUUUACAGUGACUGAGGUCAAUGGAAUGGUUCUGGUGUCUAUAUGGUCCGUUCAAUUGCUCUUUCACAGAUACAAGGCUAUUAUAGCAAGACGAUAUUUCUUCCUUCUGGGCACAUUGUACAUGUACAGAUGCAUAACCAUGUACGUCACCACUCUACCCGUGCCUGGCAUGCACAUGGUCUGUGCACCAAAGCUACAAGGAGAUUCCCAGGCCAAGCUGCAGCGUGUUCUGCAGUUGCUCUCCGGCGGUGGAUUAUCAAUCACCGGGUCUCAUCUGUUGUGCGGCGACUUCCUGUACAGCGGCCACACAGUCAUUCUCACGCUCACGUACCUCUUCCUCAAGGAGUAUUCUCCUCGUUCUUUCUGGUGGUACCAUCUUCUGUGUUGGCUAACGGCUGCUGUGGGUGCCGUGUGUAUCCUGGUGGCCCAUGAGCACUACAGUGUGGACGUGGUGGUGGCGUAUUUCAUCACCACCCGACUGUUCUACUGGUAUCACACUAUGGCUAAUCUGCAGACGUUAAAGUGUUCGCCGAACAACUACCUCACUCACACCUGGUGGAACCCCGUUUUUAACUUCUUUGAGAGGAACGUUCAGACCCAUGUGCCUUGUUCUUUCUGCUGGCCGAUCACAUGGCCGCCUGCCUGUCUGAAGAACCCCUGUAAGAAAUAUUCCAUGGUGCAGAGCGGCCGGGAGGAGUGACAUUGUGAAUUCAUCACAAUGCCUUGACCAGCAUGUGGAAAUGUUUUCGAUUUCGCUUGUGGCUAUGUCAGUGUUUACAGCAUACCAGAGACCAAAGACUGUUUGGCUAUUGUUGCUAAUUACAUCUCUUGUAACGUUGGGCCAAACAUAACAAAAAUACUGUAAAACUCAGAUUAUUUGACAAGUCAUUGUUGAUAUUUUUACAUUAAAUUAUAUUCAGUCUGUGUGGCUUUUUAAAUAAACACUUUAGUAAUUAUUUGAAGGGAAUACUGAAAAUGUUAUAGUAGGAUGGGUUUUUGGAAAAUCUCUUGCUUUCCGUCAAAACAGAUCUAUUAGUUUGUGCAUGCUUCUUAGUUGUCAUAUUUUUCCUUGUCUGUUUAUUUAAUUGUCCUCUUAAUAUAUAUUUGUCAUAAAAUGUGUCGUUCAUUAAUUUAAUACACAAUUUUAUAUUAGAAAUGCAUGCAUUCUUUUUCUA
Messenger RNA from Carassius gibelio (silver crucian carp), 1954 nucleotides. RefSeq names its product phosphatidylcholine:ceramide cholinephosphotransferase 2-like. Bases 418 to 1479 code for a protein of 353 amino acids. Lineage: Eukaryota; Metazoa; Chordata; Actinopteri; Cypriniformes; Cyprinidae. The transcript is spliced from 6 exons. Gene Ontology annotation, biological process: sphingomyelin biosynthetic process; ceramide biosynthetic process. Gene Ontology annotation, molecular function: sphingomyelin synthase activity; ceramide cholinephosphotransferase activity. The record is from RefSeq and is a predicted model, not a curated record. Gene Ontology annotation, cellular component: Golgi membrane; endoplasmic reticulum membrane.